UGAGCGCUCGGAGUUCGAGCAGUUAGGAACUCAGAGUGCAGACAUGGUGACCUGCACUGAGAGGUUACCCGAGCAGGCCCUGCCCGCCCCAGUCAGCCCAACCAAGAGGAAGAGGGAAGGGGCAGCUCAUGAAGAGGUGACGCCGGCUGACAGGGGAGAGGGCAGCCCGUGCAGGGGCAGGAGGGUGAAGAGAGCCAGGUACCUGAGACACAGGAAGCAGGUCCUGGAGCUGAGGAGCUGUGACUCCGGGGUGUGUGACCUGUAUGAGACCCCCAGCACCAGCCCAUCCACACAGGCACCCAGGCGGGUCCUAGAUUACGGUGACACCUGCCCCUCAGACAGGCUGGGCCUGCAGAACUUCAGGGACUAUGGGGAGGACUGCUACCUGUUCAACAAGAGCCUGGAAGACAAGUUCCUCACAGCAGACUGUCUGGCCAACCAGCCACAGUUGAAGGCAGAGUCUCGCUGUAAACUCAUCAGCUGGCUGAUUCCAGUGCACAGACAUUUGCAAUUGGGCUUCGAAUCGUUGUGUCUUGCAGUCAACAUUCUGGACAGAUUCCUUUCCUGCACACCAGUGGCAGCUGAUUGUUUUCAGUUAGUAGGUGUCACUUCACUGCUCAUCGCUUGCAAACAGGUAGAGACACGACCUCCGCGUGUGAAACAACUGCUUUCUUUGUGCUGUGAUGCCUUCUCGCGGGAGCAACUUUGUAAUCUGGAAUGCAUUAUUUUACUCAAGUUGCACUUUCGUCUUUGUGCCCCCACUAUCAACUUCUUUCUACAACACUUCACCCUUACGAGAUUACCCAAUUGGGAACCCUCUGACAAGGACCUUGCCAAUGGAUCCAAGACCCUGACUGUCGCCAGAAGCAUAGCAGAGCUGAGCUUGGCUGAUUAUGCUUUUAAUUCUUACCCUCCUUCACUAAUGGCUGUUUGUUGCUUGAUCGUGGCAGACCGCCUUCUGUGCAAUGAAGUAUGUGUACAGACUGGGAGUUAUCCUCUCAGUCUGCUGCAGGAAUGCAUGGGCAACAUUGACUUACUGGUUUCUUUGAACCUAAACUCCUUACAAUGCCUUUUACCAUGUGACCUCCCAGACAAGACUAUGGAUGUGGAUAAUUGACAGUCUCCAUAUAAGUAUGGCUUCCAAUUAGUAGGCAGUUUUUAGAAAUAAAUUAUAGAUAUUAUAUUAAACAAAAUCUUUUAUUUAAGACACUGCUGAAUAUACAAAAAAAAAAGAUUUAGCAGUUUAAUCAGUUCUUAUAGAAUUUUAUAUUUGU
This is a messenger RNA of Pelobates fuscus (common spadefoot toad), 1274 nucleotides long. It is a transcript of the gene CCNO, whose product is annotated as cyclin O. Gene Ontology annotation, biological process: mitotic cell cycle phase transition; regulation of cyclin-dependent protein serine/threonine kinase activity. The transcript is spliced from 3 exons. Gene Ontology annotation, molecular function: cyclin-dependent protein serine/threonine kinase regulator activity. Bases 44 to 1117 code for a protein of 357 amino acids. Lineage: Eukaryota; Metazoa; Chordata; Amphibia; Anura; Pelobatidae. The record is from RefSeq and is a predicted model, not a curated record. Gene Ontology annotation, cellular component: cyclin-dependent protein kinase holoenzyme complex; cytoplasm; nucleus.